CCGAAACGUCUGCAACGCCCACGGUAUAUUUGUCUCAGUACAAAAACAGGCGUCGCUGAGCCCGGAAACUGCCCACUAUAUGGCCGAGCAAGACCCGGGCAGAGGUCCGCCGAGCAAACGACGGAAACUCGACCUUGACUUCGCUUCCGAAGCUGGGUGCACGCCGCCGCCGACUGAUACCCAAGCUGCUGAAACAUUGGCCGGGCUAAACAGACCGAUUAGUCCGCCGGCUUCGAGGCGUAAGAGGUCGCGGACGCCUACGCCGGCGACUCCCCGAGUGGAAGCGGACGCGCACGUGACCAAACAAUCAGCGCUGACGCCACCCAGGGCCGCUCAAACGAACACGGGAGAGGAAAAAGAAGCGCAGACGAGAUAUGUUCCAUCACCCAUCCAACUCACGCGGAUUAGAGAUCUGGCUCCGCAUCAAAAUGUGGAUACGGUUGGGCUGAAGGAAAUCCUGGGUGAUCCGAUGAUUAAGGAGUGCUGGAACUUCAACUUUCUCUUCGACUUGGACUUUGUCAUGCAGCAGUUUGACCUUGAUGUUAAAGAUCUUGUCAAGGUUAAGAUUAUACAUGGGUUUUGGAAGAGGGAGGACGAGAGGAGAAUUGCGUUGAUGGAAGCUGCAGAACGCUAUCCCAAUGUCGAGCUCAUCAGCGCCUAUAUUCCGGACCCAUUCGGUACCCAUCACUCCAAGAUGCUGGUCCUCUUCCGGCACGAUGACCUGGCCCAGAUAAUCAUCCACACUGCCAACAUGAUCUCGCGCGACUGGGGCAACAUGACGCAGGCCGUAUGGCGGUCGCCUCUUCUCCCACUUGAGUCUCAGGAUCCAACAUCUCCAAAUGGCCAGACGGAGCCCGAAGCGCAUCCUAUCGGUAGCGGCGAGCGAUUCAAGACGGAUCUCCUCUGCUAUCUCAACGCAUAUGGGAAGCGACUACGCGGACUGACGAAGCAGCUUUCAGGCUAUGAUUUCUCUGCUGCUCGAGCUGCUUUCAUAGCAAGUGCGCCUUCUCGUCAGAAGCCUAGCACUGCGAAGUCUUCGAUACAGACUUCCUUUGGCUGGCUGGGGCUUCAGGAGAUCCUAUCUACAAUUCCCGUACGGAGAAUUGAGGAUAGUUCGCCACCAAAUAUCGUCAUCCAAAUUUCCUCUAUUGCGACAUUAGGCCAGGCUCCUACGUGGCUGACACACUUCCAAUCCGUGUUGAGCCGAUCGUCUUCUGCGUCGGCGACCCAGACGCGCACUGCAACAACUGCAGCGUCUCCUUCGAAAGCCGCUAACUUUUUCACUAAACGCGACAAGCCGGCUCUACAGUCGAACAUGCAAGCUCCGGAUCCGACCUUCAAAAUCAUAUUCCCGACGCCAGACGAAAUCCGCACCUCCCUUGACGGCUACAACUCAGGCGGCUCAAUCCAUACAAAAGUCCAAUCUGCCGCUCAGCAAAAGCAACUUCAGUAUCUUCGCCCUGUCCUCUGUCACUGGAAGUAUUCCCUUCAGGGCUCAGCAUCAGACGCAACACCAACUCGAAGGGAAGCACAUCGCGGCCCGGCAGCUCCGCAUAUUAAAACUUACAUCCGGUUUAGUGAUGCGGCGCACAAGUCGAUUGAUUGGGCCAUGGUGACGAGCGCAAAUCUGAGCACGCAGGCUUGGGGGCUGAUGGAGAACAAGAAAGAGGAAGUGUGGAUUCAGAGUUGGGAGACCGGUGUCGUUGUUUGGCCGCAGCUCUACGAGACCUCUGGAAUUGAUACGGUUAUGGUACCAACCUUUGGCAAGGAUAUGCCGGGUCCGGAGGACGGGUCUGCGGAAGAUGUGGCUGGGGAUGAGGGUGUACAAGGGGCAAUGGAAGGGGCGAAAAUAGUGGUAGGAUUCCGCAUGCCGUAUGACCUGCCUUUGUCACCGUACGACGCGAAUGAGGUUCCUUGGUGUGCUAGUUCAGCGCACGAGGAGCCGGAUUGGAAGGGACAGAAGUGGCCAGGCUACUAACCGAGUUAGCCGCCCCAUGGAAAGAGCAUCGGGAUUGAGAGGCAGAAUCAUGUGAACCGGUGGCAGGCAUUGCAGCAGCUACUUGUACCAUGUCAAUAGAGCACAGUCAAGU
Trematosphaeria pertusa is the source of this 2090-nucleotide messenger RNA. Its product is annotated as phospholipase D/nuclease. Gene Ontology annotation, cellular component: nucleus. Gene Ontology annotation, biological process: single strand break repair; double-strand break repair. Bases 80 to 1978 code for a protein of 632 amino acids. The record is from RefSeq and is a predicted model, not a curated record. Gene Ontology annotation, molecular function: double-stranded DNA binding; 3'-tyrosyl-DNA phosphodiesterase activity; single-stranded DNA binding. NCBI's taxonomy places the organism in Eukaryota, Fungi, Ascomycota, Dothideomycetes, Pleosporales, Trematosphaeriaceae. The transcript is spliced from 3 exons.